This is a messenger RNA of Penicillium chermesinum, 441 nucleotides long. RefSeq lists its product as uncharacterized. NCBI's taxonomy places the organism in Eukaryota, Fungi, Ascomycota, Eurotiomycetes, Eurotiales, Aspergillaceae. Bases 1 to 441 code for a protein of 146 amino acids. The record is from RefSeq and is a predicted model, not a curated record. The transcript has a single exon.
AUGCUAGGUGCUGGGAGUCGCGAUAUGUGGUUUCCUACUGAUGGGCUCUUGGCGCAGCCGCAGAUUUCACUGUCGGCCUCACUGAUGCAGCGCCAGUGGAGUAGUCAUUUAAGUUCGGACUUUACAGCCCCAGGAAAUCAUGACGAGCCCACCGAGCUCGAUCGAUCCGCUCUGAUCAGCCCUGCGAACCCUGCAGAAGUGCGAAUGCAGAUCUCCCGAAGAUUCGACUGGAUGGAGGGGAAAAGGGGGCUUGUUGACCCAAAAGCCUCCCCCGGCAGGAACCGAUGCACACGACGAUCGCAUGGCUCGAGCCCGAGGAUCCACCUGCGCUGUCCCAUUUUGUCGGGAGCUGCUUCGCAGAUUUCUUUUGACUCCCCUUUCUUCCCAGCUAAAUCGGCAGCAGACCGCAAAUGGGGCUCGGUGUUUGGGGGAAAGACGUGA